GAAGAUAUGGCUCGUAGAAAACUGAAAAUGAAACUUAUAGAGAAGGAGAAGGCUCGAGCUGCAACGCUUAAGAAGCGAUUGCAGAGCUUGAAAAAAAAGGCUCAUGAAUUCUCCACCCUUUGUGAUGUGGAGGCAUGCAUGAUCGUCUUCGAACCCGAAUUGAAGGACAGUCCUUCUAGGGUUGAAGUUUGGCCUUCGGAUCCUGUUCAAGUUGAGACCAUCAUUGGCAGAUACAACACUAUGGCUGCUUCGGGUUCCCAAAAGAAGACUUUUAGUAUUUCCAAUUUCUUCGACAUGUGCCGGAGACAAGCUCGUGACGAAGUCGCACAAGUCUGCAAGGCUAAUUUCAAGGCCAAGUUUCCAACAUGGGAUGAUCGUAUCGACAAUUUCUCCCCUGAGCAUAUUGCGUCGUGUCUUACUAAACUUGAUUCGAACAUUGAAGUUGUUAAGAGGAAGAUCAUGUUGAUGAAGGGAGAUGAUGAGCAGAAGUUGUUGCGAUCUGAAUCGAGGACGCUAGGUGGUUUUGGUGCUCGAUCGACACUGAGUUCUUCUGAUAAUUACAUCCCUGCUGCAGCCUUACAUCUUUGGAAUCGAAACCUUUUGGAUAAUAACAUUCAAACUCAUACCCCUUUGGAGAUUGUUAACCAUUUUGAUCACAUCCAAGACAUUCCUCGAAAGAACUCGGAGUUCGGAGUUAUCAGAGAUCAGCCGCCUCUUCCUACUAGACCUCUUGACAUGCAACUACCUUCCUUUUCCCCUGCUGAUGAGGCAUUGGUGAAGCUUUCCCUCAGCUUGAAUCCCAUUGAGAAAUCAUUAAGGAUGUCGAUGAUGAAUGAUCUUGGUUUUGGAGUUCGAUCAGGAAUUGCAUCUAGCAGCAAAAACAGUUUUCCGAACAAUGCUAUGUACAAUCCUCCGCCAUCGUAUUCCAUAUGUCACGAUCCAAGAUUCGGGAUGCCAAGCAAUGAUGUAAUGUUCGAUUCAGCAUCAAUUCCGGUUCUUCAUGAUCCGAGGUCAAAUGGCAUGCAAAACAAUGUGAUGUUGAAGGAGCCUAAGUCAGCAUCGGAAACUUGCUUUUAUGCUCCAUCGAUGCGACCCGAGGUAGCUACGUAUAACCAGCAACAGUUGAUGAUGCCGCAUGUGUUUUCGCAAAUGCCUCCUCCUGAGUUCACUGAUUUCUACCAUGACAUCAAUCAGCAUGAGAUGAUCAACAAGAAACAAAGGUUCUAG
Messenger RNA from Gossypium arboreum, 1227 nucleotides. Its product is annotated as agamous-like MADS-box protein AGL81. The record is from RefSeq and is a predicted model, not a curated record. The transcript is spliced from 2 exons. Gene Ontology annotation, biological process: positive regulation of transcription by RNA polymerase II. NCBI's taxonomy places the organism in Eukaryota, Viridiplantae, Streptophyta, Magnoliopsida, Malvales, Malvaceae. Bases 7 to 1227 code for a protein of 406 amino acids. Gene Ontology annotation, molecular function: protein dimerization activity; RNA polymerase II cis-regulatory region sequence-specific DNA binding; DNA-binding transcription factor activity, RNA polymerase II-specific.